GCAACGCUCGGAAGUCAACUGCGAACGUCGUCAUCACUACAGUCUCCUCUUCAGCAGCAGCAUCUCUGCUGCAUCCUCACAAGGCACCUGCGAACCGCCGCCAUCGCUAUGUUUCACUGGCCGUGUGCGUGACGAGGGUUGUCUCUGCAGCUUCUGGCGUGGAAGGAACACGGUGCUGCAUCGCUGCGGUGACCGUUGAGACGGAGACCUCCGACCGGCUGCAUUCUGUCUUUGACGACCGCUAUGGCGAAAAUGAUGACAUCAUGCAACGCAAUAACAGGUGAGAAGAUGGCACCUCCAUCUGUCUCUCUCAUUACUGACAAGAGAAGCCCAACGAACGGCCACAGCUCUCCCGCCCGUGUUGGAAAAGCUGAGAAGAAGCCUCAAAUAAACGGCUAUGCCUCCCCGUCACAUCUCGCAGCCCAUAUGCCAAAUGUCCAUGCUGGUAAACAGACUCUGGAGGGAUACACGAAGACAGACGACAGAAUGCGUUUGGCCAAAGAAAGACGGGAGGAGAGAGAGAGAAGCCUGGCGGCCAGAGAGCAGUUGAUCAGGGAGAAGGAGCGCAGAGCUCGGCUGCAGUACGAGCGCACAGUGGAGGAACGCUGGAGGCGACUGGAGGAGCAGAGGCAGAAAGAGGAGCUCCGUCGAGCGGCAGUGGAGGAGAAGAGACGACAACAGCUCGAAGAAGAGAGGGAGCGGCUGGAGGCACUCAUGAGACGCUCACUGGAGCGAAGUCUUCAGCUGGAACAGAGAUCCAGGCGCUGGGGUCGAGGCUUCCCAGGUGACAGUGAGAAUGCCCCACUCUCUUUUUCUGCUGCCUCCGCCCUUCCCCAUGGCAUUGCAUCCCCCCUUCCUGCUGUCAGCGAAUCUGCCCCCUGCAGCCCGCACAGAUCACCCUUGUGCAACGCUCGCAAUCCCGCGGGUAGCAACAGAGCCGGACUACAAGGAGGCUCCCAGUCCACCCCCAAUACUCCCAAGAAAGAGCGUCUUCGCCGAGAGAGAAGGACUGCUUCACCCGGCUGUGGAUUUGUCACCAGAAGAUCGGAAUCUCCGGCGAGUGUCACCAAAUACUUGGCUUCUCCCACGGCAUCCAAGUUGGUGUCAUCACAAUUCCGUUCCCAGUCUCCCAGCAGCACACACCAGUACAACUACUCCCCCACACGGCACCGUGGAGAUUUGUCACCAGUUGAGAGAAGAACCGACAACAAAAAAGUCGGAAAGAAGAGUCCAGGCAACACCUCUCCCCUUGUAAACAAUCACGCAGUUGGGGUCAACAAAGCCAAACAGACGUCUGACAAACGUCUGAAAGGAGAAAACUGUGAAAUCAGCCGCUCGCCUGACAGAAACGACCUAUCCGCCAAAGUCGAAUCACCACGGAAGAUGAUCGAAAGCAAUGACAGAGAGAAGAAAACAGAUUCAGGGAAGGUUGCUGCCGGCACAACAAAUGCAGAAGAGGCCACCAGGUUGCUUGCUGAGCGACGGCGUCUGGCUCGAGCUCAGAAAGAGUUGGAAGAGAAAAAACAACGUGAACAAGAGGCGGAGGACAGACUGAAGGAGGAGCAGCAAAAAAAGAAACUUGUUGAGGAGCAGCAACAGGUCGAGGUGAAGUCUCAGCAGCUGAACGGUGUGGAGAACAAAGUGCAAGAUCAACAGAAAGUGAGACAGGAAGAGGAGAAACGACAGCAGGAGUUGCUGGAGAAGGAACUUCAGAUCCAAGCUGAAAGAGAGAGAGAAAAAGCCAAAAGCCAAGCACAAGAGGAGGCCGAGCGUCAACGGCUCGAUCGAGAACUGCAGCUGCAGCAUGAAGAGGAGGAGAGGCAACUGAGGAAAAAAAGAAUCGAGGAGAUCAUGAAGAGAACAAGGAAAGGUGACGCUGACGUGAAGGAGGAGUCACUGACAGGAGAUGUAGAGACAAAUCAAAAUAAUGGCCAGCAGAAAGAAGCUGCCACCCAGAAGGGACUGUUUCAGUUGAAGGAAAAUGCCACACUGAAUGUGAAGAUGAAAGAGCAGAAAGAAGUCAAGGACGUAGCCGUCACACAGAUGGACUGUCAGAAGAGUGAGAGUGCUGAUGUCGCCCAUCAAGGGACAAAACAAAGUGUGCCUGUGAAGAGACUGGAGACCAGACAAAGCACCAAUGAAGUAAAUAAAAGGGACAAAACAGAUCAGCAUCAGGAGAGACGAGAAGAGAUGAAGAUGAAUUUAAACCAGCAAAACAGAGAGUGUGUGAAAGCCAAAGAGCAGAUCAAUCAAGCAAAGGCUGCAGUUGUGCAACAAAGGGAAGGCAGGGUGAUGAACGGAGUGGUGAAGGGAGAAGCAAAUGGCUUGAAGAAGAGUGAAGAAUCUGCUGAGAUGAGCAAAAGCCACAGCUUGAAUGUGAAAGCAGCCACAGUAGAGACCCAGCUGAAGGUUGUUAGUGCUCCUGUGUCACCACAAAUCAUGCAGCUGCGGCCACUGGAUGUGAAGGAAGCGAGCGAUGAGGUGCAAUCCAUGGAGGUCAGCCCACCACCUAAGGAAGAGCUGGUUUCCAUCCCAAAGUACUCCUCUGUCAAAGAGAUCCAACACAGCGGCGUGAAAAACAGCUGUGCUCUGGACGACUUAAUGGACCUGACCGGAACCAUGACCUGCAACCGAUCGUCUUCAAAAAUCAGCAUGGGGGAUUGCAACAAGAACCUGAUCGAGGGCGUUGUAAGCUCAUUGUCAGAGUCAAAGGUCAUCAAGCCCGCACGCCCAUCCUCAAAUAAACUGAAUAACCAGUAGAAAGGCCUUGCUAGAUAGCCAACGCUUGUUUUGUUUCCUAUGCUAUGUGAUCACGACAUGAGAGUGAAGAGAGCCAUAAUUAUUCUUAAGAAAGAAGUUCUUGUCUUCCAACCCAACUGUGAAAGAUUUCAAAUGUUCUGUUUUGUCUUUGAGGUUGAAGAGCUUAACAGGUAUAAUAGGUAAAUAUAUAUAGUCUCAAUUUAUGUGAUUUAGAUAAUGAAUUAGUCUCAGAUUGAGAUCCUUUAUCAGAAUAUAUUUUAUGAAUAACUCUGACGUGUAGCACUUUAAAAAACAUUUUCCUUGACUCAUUCCUCGAGCAUCAUAGUCAAUCCCACAUUAUUUUUAUUGCCAUUAACAUAUGAAUCCUCUUUAUUAAUCCCAUGAGGAGAAAUUCCAAAAUGAAUUUGUCUCUCAAUUCAUCAGUUUUCAUGAAAAGGCGAAUAAUUUUAAAGCAAGAUGAUAAUGUGUUAGAUUAUAUUAGAUGCUGCCAUUAUUAUUUUGCUUUUUCUGUCAAACCCAUCCAACCAUACAACACCUCACAACAACAUCUGCUGUACUUCUUAUGUUACGUAGUAUCAAAGCUCAUUACAGAGCGCAGAUGUAAAUAAACAGCAUGUCAAGAAAUUCUUGAAUGCUCCUAAUGCAGAAACCAGCCAGAUUGUGAACUAAUAUUAUAUUGUAAAAACAAAAUGCAACAGUCAUACGUAGCAUUAGUUUCAUAUCUACAUGUAUUAAAGCCGUUUGAGUGUUAGCUACAUGUUAUGGACACGUAUGUCCAGCUGCUACUAAAUAUUAAGUCCUAAUAAGUAAAUAUAUUUAAGAAAGCCUGAAAUGCCUUCAAAAACUGUCCAGAGUAGCAAUAUAGCACCGUGCAAUGAAUGUAUGAAUUUGCUGGAGCAAAGUGAAUGCAGAGGGCUGUUCGAGAUGAGAGGUGAGAUUUUACU
Molecule: messenger RNA, 3704 nt
Organism: Synchiropus splendidus (mandarinfish)
Lineage: Eukaryota; Metazoa; Chordata; Actinopteri; Syngnathiformes; Callionymidae
Product: MAP7 domain-containing protein 2-like
Exons: 17
Coding region: 244-2760 (838 amino acids)
Biological process (GO): microtubule cytoskeleton organization
Cellular component (GO): microtubule cytoskeleton
Source: RefSeq, a predicted model, not a curated record